GUUCGGAAGCAUAGACCGUAAGGAGUCGGGAUUGAAAUAUUGACGAGUUGCCAGGCAUUGAUUGGGAAGAAAUACGUUCAGGCCGUGUAAUCUAUCUAUCUAUCGAUCUCUAUGACGCGUCUGGAAAUUGAACUUUCGUGAGAUACUUUCCUUCCGAACGGUCAUAUUCCUUAUGAACCCUUUCGUAGCGGACAGAAAGCUCUUGAACCCAAAGUUUGAGGGGUACAAACUCGACCCUCUUGAACAGGACCAGAUCAUCUCACGCUUCCCUCUCGCACAAAAAGUUUCGCAAUCUACCUCCCCUUCCCGCUCAGUAUUGUCCUUUAAAGAGGUUCAAAGCAGAAUCGCGCAUAACCAUUUGACUAUAUCUCCUGAAAGCAAUCGUGCCGUAUACGUCGAUGAAGACUUCAACGUGGUAUCGAUAUUGAUAUCUGACACCCUUGUUCCUGUUUUCAGGGUUGUUUACGAGCUUCCAAAGCCCGUCAAAUCCAACAGCAUCGAUGUACAUCCCGAGUACCCUUCAUCAGUGUUCUUUUCCAAUGAUAUCCUCGCUGUGUCUGAUGGGCACGGGUCGAUGUACCUCCUUCGUCAGAACGACAAUGGGCCUUCUCAACUCUUAGGGAUAUAUCAAUCUCCUUUCCUUUCACCUUUUAGAAUUCAUUCGGGAAACCUGCAUUCCCCAGAUGCUGCAACCAUUUUGUUCUCUUCAAGGAAUUGCGAGUCGCAUGAUUCAAUCUCGCAAGGAAAGAAGGGUUCAUCGGUUGACUUUGAUGUUUGGGCCGCCAAGUUGGAUAUCUCUGACUCUGAACGGUCAGGGAAAUCCGACAACGUCAAGGCGAUGGAGAUUCUGUGGCGCCGUCAUGGCGACGAACCUCCAAUCUUCGUGACAUACGACCCUUCCAGCACCUCGUUUGCCAUCAUAGGUGGCUCGGUGUAUCGCGAGCACGGAGAUGCUACACCUUAUACGCCAGCCCCGGAUGAAAUUGCUCCCAUUCCACGAGCAAACGAGAACCUGGACGAAGAAGAUCAAAGUUCUGCAAAACCCCGUCCAUAUUCGUGGACUCAAUCCUCGGAUUCUGUCACAGUAGCAUUUCCUCUACCUUCCACCACCCAAAAGUCGCAGAUUCACGUGCGACUGGCCUCAGAAAGUCUUUCUCUCUCAAUCGAUGGUGUGGAAAACUCCGACUUACCCGUUACUUUACCGAAAUAUUCGUCAAAGUCGCUCUGGGACCGAAUCCAGACAGAAACGAGUUAUUGGACGUGGGAUCGCGAGGCUGAACAUGCGUUUGGCUUGCUGUCUCUCCACCUCGACAAACAGAACGUGGGAACGAAAUGGAUGCAAGUGUUUGCGAGCGCUGGGACUACCACUGCUGCAGCCGCAGAGGCAUCUAUUGAGGACGUAGAGGUGCCGGAAACACUCGAUCCAUCUGAACUUUGGCACAUUCGUGAAUCAUUGGAGAAACAUACUGCCGCUUUAAGGACAGGGGAGGACGCCAGUGGUUUGGGUCUAGGAAAGGGCGUUCCAAGCCUUGCAGAGGGUGAAAUGGAUGAAGAACUGGACGCUUCAGUGGGAAGAAGAGCAUUUUUAUCGUGGUUCGGAAGAGAAGAUGGUUCUCGUCCGCCUUGGGCUCCUGCUGGGAAGGAAAACGUUUGCCAGCUUCUUUCAUUACCUGUUCCCGGAGAAGACAACACAUCUCUGUCUCUGGUAGUUAAAGAGGGGUUGGACGGGGUAGUUUAUACGCUUCGCGCGUCAGCAGAGAAGCCCAAGUGGGUUCAUUCUUCGACAUUUUCUGCUCUAGCCUUCGUUUUAGCGUCAAAGCGUGACGUCCGUUUCACCUUCCACUCUCGUGGCACCGUGUAUGCCCUUGAAAAUGGUUCGUUGAGCCGAGGCGGAAACGCGUAUAUUUAUCGAUCCGUUUCCCGGGGGGAAAAAUGGGCAAAACAAGCUAUUCUACAGGUGUUAGAAGGUUCAGGUGGCACUUUACUUGGUGUGGGAGCGCUUAAUGUUGAUAGAUCAAAGAGAAUUCUCUUGUUUCUGGAGGAACGUGAGUUGGUUCUCUUAAAGUUAUAACUUAAACAAUCUGGUGUGCAAAAAGGAUAAAAAGAAAUAAAGGGGCAUUUAUGAUACCGAUGAUUGAAAUAUCG
This is a messenger RNA of Marasmius oreades (fairy-ring Marasmius), 2145 nucleotides long. RefSeq lists its product as uncharacterized. The record is from RefSeq and is a predicted model, not a curated record. Lineage: Eukaryota; Fungi; Basidiomycota; Agaricomycetes; Agaricales; Marasmiaceae. Bases 173 to 2071 code for a protein of 632 amino acids. The transcript has 2 exons.